AAUGACAAAAUUAUUAUGCACGUGUAUGCUGUGUGCACUGUACGAUGUUAUUCUGGUUUCUAUGCAUUGUAAUUACUAAUUUGUACUAAUUUUCUAAGUACUUUAAAUCUGGUACUUAUUGUUGUUUGAAAUUUACACUAAAAUAAUAGUCUGUCUUAUUAAUAAUAUUCAUGUAUGUACAACUUCCAAGUAGGACUGUAUAAAUUGACAAUUUUUUAAGUUAUAUUUAUAAUUAUGGAGGAAAGUUCUACGGUCGUUGCUUCUCAGCAAUCAUCAGACUUCACUUUGGUUGAUAAUUGUGCAUUUAAAAAAAAUAAAAAGGUAAAACGGGUAUUGCCGCAAUGGCUUGCAAAACCUACUGUUAUAUCAGUGGAUUUAAAGAACUUGGAAUUUGGAUUUGACAGUAUUCCAGAAUUGGAUAUUGCUUUAGUAAAAAAAUUACGCAAUAAAGGAUUUACACAUUUCUUUCCUGUUCAAGCACAGCUAGUACCUUGGUUAAUCAAAUCACAAAAAAAUUGGAACAACAGAUGGAGCAGAGAUGUAUGCAUUUCGGCACCAACAGGCAGCGGGAAAACAUUGUCAUAUGUACUACCUAUAAUUCAGACAUUAAAAAUGUUAACUACGCAUCAACUUCGUGCACUUAUUGUUUUGCCAACAAAAAAUUUAGCUAUACAAGUGUACAAAGUAUUUUCUUAUUUCAUAAAAAAUACUUGUAACCUGAAAGUAAUUCUUCUAGAGUCAAAAAAUUUAACAUUAGAAAAAGAAAAAGAAAAACUUAUUACAUACGACACUAAACAUGGUUGGAUAAGUCUAGUAGAUAUUGUAGUUACAACACCUGGACGACUAGUUGAUCAUCUAAUUUACAGCGAAGGAUUCUCUUUAAAAUAUCUUCGUUUUUUAAUUUUGGACGAAGCUGAUAGUUUUACAAACGUUUUACAAAAUGACUGGCUUCAUCUGGUCAAUGAUAGUUUAGAAUACUGCGGUCCUCCCAUAUGUACAUUGAGUACAUUAAAAAAAUCACCACACAGAGCACAACGGUUGUUGUUUUCAGCAACUCUUACACAAGAUCCGGAGAAGUUAAAGUUUCUUAAACUUUUUGACCCUAAACUCUUUACUUCAAUAGUCAAGAGAAAAACAAAUGAUGUUUUACCAGAUUCAAACAACGAAGAACCUGUUCGAGGUGACUUUGUUGGAAAAUACACUACUCCUAAAGAGUUGAAAGAAUACAUGGUGAUUUGCCCAGAAGAAAACAAACCAUUAACGUUAUACCAUUUAAUUAGAACUAAAUCGCUUAAAAGAGUGAUUUGCUUCGUGAAGUCAAAAAUCGAAGUGCAUCGUUUGACACGACUUCUAUGUGGAAUAAGCAAAUACGAUACAGACAAUCAGCCAUUACGAGUAAAUGAAAUAUCAGCCGACGUGUCCCGUAAAGUACAAACAGAUUAUAUACAACAAUUUUCUCAAGGAAAAAUUGAUGUAUUAAUUUGUACCGAUUCACUUGCAAGAGGUAUUGAUAUUGAACGUAUUUCUUGUGUAGUACUUUAUAAUGUACCAAAGUACCCUAAGAAUUAUGUACACAGGAUCGGUAGAACUGGACGAGCAGGUCAUAAAGGAAAAGCAAUCACAUUAGUCACACCCGAACAUAAAGAAUUAUUUAAUAAAGUGCUAAAUUCUGCUGGGAAGAAUAAUGUUAAAAACAUGAAAGUGAAUGUUUCCGAUUUGGAGGAAUAUGAACAAAUAUACAUAGAAGCGUUGAAGGCUCUAAAAUCUGAAACGAUGCAAAAAGAAAAAAAUGUAAGUAAGAAAAAAUGGAAGAUAAGUAAAAAAAAUAAACAAUAAAUUGCAAGUAACCUUGUUAUGAUAUAUUUAAUAAAAGCGACUUUUAUAAAA
Molecule: messenger RNA, 1887 nt
Organism: Adelges cooleyi (spruce gall adelgid)
Lineage: Eukaryota; Metazoa; Arthropoda; Insecta; Hemiptera; Adelgidae
Gene: Dbp73D
Product: probable ATP-dependent RNA helicase Dbp73D
Exons: 10
Coding region: 235-1836 (533 amino acids)
Cellular component (GO): nucleus
Molecular function (GO): ATP binding; nucleic acid binding
Source: RefSeq, a predicted model, not a curated record